GGAUAAAUAUUCACCAGUCUAUAUCGGACAGCCAGGUAAGUAAACGUUUUGCCCACUAAACAGUAUAGACGACAUACGAGUCCACUGUUCAUAAAGUAAACUUAGAUUAAGGACAAAGAAUGCAUGGGAUGUAGUGUAAAAACACCACAUUUUUCACAAUGGCCGAAGUCACCUCGUAUCUCAAGGCUAUUUUGGAAAAUCAAAAACAGAUUCAGGACGCCACAAGAAGCAAUAGUGUAAAUAUAGCGAGGAUAGGCGGAGAGUUCACGACGACCCUCGGCAGUAUCAAGACUCUCCUUCAUGUACUCAACCAUCGCAUUGAGAACAAUAUCUUUUCCCCGUCUGUGUCGCGACAUCAUCGGUCACAUCCAGGUCCUACACGCACAGAUGGUGACGGUGAUGUUAGUGGAACUGAGGGUAUACACAGGGAGUGCCUACAGGAACAUCUCGAGUACAUUGUCAAGCAGCUUGCAAUAGAUGGGACUACGCUCAUCGACGAACUACAGGAGGAUAGCUGUCUGACAGAAGGCGAGGCUUCUGACAUACGCUACCAGAAAGAUACAAAAACAAGGAUACGGAAACUCAUAUAUGCCAUUUAUACAAGGGAUAGGCAGACAUUUGCUAAAUUCAUGAAAAGACUUCAAGGUGAAAAUACUCAUGUUCAUGAAAAAAUCCAAAAAGCUUAUUCCACGAAACUGGAUGAAGGUCCUAGGUCAUCGGAAUGCCUAAUAUGUGUUAUCAAACGUGAUGUUGAUAUUCGACGUGUGGCUGACAAACUGUGUAGUCAUUUCAUCAUAGACAUGGAAUACUUAAAUACCUUCUUGUCUUAUUCGGACCAUAGUCUACCAAAAGUACGUAAAGAAUUCUGGAAAUAUGUUUUCUCACAAAUAGACCAAUCUUCAAAGAGGGAUGAACAAAUUCUACAGCUGCGGAAUGCAUUGGCUGACAGUAAAUACAACGGUCUUGCUGAUAAGCUACAGAGUUGGUCACGUAAAGAAUUGUCGUGCCAUUGCAAUUUAUUUCCAACACUGUCGAUUCAGACAAAUUUUGCAGAUUCAUAUAGUACUUGCACCACAAGUACUGGUGACCUAAGUACGACCUCAAAUAUCCGGUCAAAGAGCCAAAUGAGCUUACAGUCCGUGUCCUCUCUAGAUGAAGAUGUAGGUUCAGAAUGUAUGCCCUAUGGCGGGAAUAUGCCGUAUACUGUGGAGUCGUUAAAUAGCUCACCGGCAACAAAUUUUAAGCACGACCCCUGGGAGUAUCCGGAAUCCAAGAAACAAAUGAAAUAUUCUCAACCGAUCAACACAGCUUUAGACUCGAGGCAUGCUCGACCUGAUAACACGGGAAAAGAAAACGAGAGUUCAUUUUCACUUAAAUCCAUUGCCGAUGCAUUAAAUGCUAGAGAAUCGGAACAUGAAAUCCUUCCUAGAUCAAACAGAGCCAUUGAGAAAUCAGACACGACACCAAGAGGUCCCCUAGAUAUGUCUACAGAUGAACAGGAAUCAUCUUUAAAACCACGUCGACUAGAACUUGACGUAGCAGUUGCUAAUGAACUAAAACAGAUCAUUGAACCAAUCACCACACCUUUACCCACCGUUGAUGUAUACACUGGACGAAAGAAAGUCUACAAAAAGAAACGACACACACGAACCAGGUCUGACGACAGUUCUAAGAUUCGGUUCGAUCGUGACUUACACAUAAGUGGAGACCAGGACAGACUACGGCUCAUCAAUGGGCUGUUGGACACUCCAGAAAGAGGCAUUUCUGAUAUCUUCUAUAAUAGUAUUAACAAUAUUCGACCAAAGAGUGCCUAUUCAGAUCAAGACGCUGGAAUAGCAUCGGGAGAUAAGUCAGACAAUGUUAUUAAAAGUGAAACAAAUGUUCAAUCCAAUCCAGAUAAUAUAAUCCCAGUAACAACUACAAAUUGUGUCGAAGUGCUAAAGCAAACAUCCAAGACUGAAACUGCAGUAUCUCUUUACCGAUUAAGGUCGCCGGAUGGAAACAAUAACCCAAAAUACGUCACAGAUCAGAUAAUAAUGACUCCGUCAAGACACCUUGACCCACUUUCGUCUGGGCUAGGAACCCGUUCGGACAACACGUCUUCACGGAAAUGGAGAAGAAAUGGAAAGUGGCAACAAAAUAAAUCACAUCGCAAUAGAUUUGAUACUUGCUAAACUGAGGAUUUAAUAUCUAUCAAACAUAUAUAUGAAUAUCCGGAGCAUUAUCAAUGACGUGCUAUAAAUUGAACAAAAUAAACGUAAAAGUAUGUA
This is a messenger RNA of Pecten maximus, 2270 nucleotides long. RefSeq lists its product as uncharacterized. Bases 159 to 2174 code for a protein of 671 amino acids. Gene Ontology annotation, biological process: regulation of apoptotic process. The transcript has 4 exons. NCBI's taxonomy places the organism in Eukaryota, Metazoa, Mollusca, Bivalvia, Pectinida, Pectinidae. The record is from RefSeq and is a predicted model, not a curated record.